AGAAAAGCUUGUUCUGGGGAGAUACAGAGACCUUUCCAAUGCUGCCACUAACCCCAACUCCACGCCAGAGGGAGUGGUGGUCCUGACCAGCCGCUCCCCACUGGGUCUGCUUGGUGGGCUCGCACCCACCUGCCAGAUAGAAAACGCGCCUGAGCCAAAGUGAGAAGCAGCUUCAGAUUCUCUUUGGGGAGAAAGUGCUAAGAAGCCAGGACGGUGCAGUGCAAAGUCCCCCAGACUGCCUAUACGGUGCAGUACCCAGAGUGUGUUCCGAGCUUCAUCCCUCGGGUGCCUGAGCUGGCACCUGGCACCCUGUUGCUGCUGCAGUUGGCCACACCAACCUCCUGGACGCCCUUUAUACAGGUGCCUUGACUCCCACGGGACCUGGUAUCGCCAUGCUGGCUACAUGGUUCACCAUGCUGCUGGUACCCUCUUGCUGUCUGCUGCAAGCUCCUCCAGGACUUUCAUCUCCUUCUCUGCAUUGAAUGUUCCAGAUGAUAAUCUGCCUAUCAGGAACCUCAGGAUGGACCCCCAUUCCCAGAGGCUGACCUGGGAUCGCAGUGGAAAUGUGAGCGGAAUUGAGUGCAUCAAAAACUCCAGGCAGAAGCUGAAGGCGCGGGAGGACAGGUACUGCGAGUACCGAGUGCUGUCCUUGUGUGAGCCGACAAAUUACACCGUGCGUGCAGCCAGCCCACCCUUCUCCACGUGGAUUCUGUUCCCGCAGCCAGGUGGAGACUCUGCAGCUGCUGCUCAGAAUGUGACCUGCAAGACUGCUGGCGGGGAUGCCCUCACCUGUCACUGGGCAGUGGGCAGCGCAGCCCCCUCUGACGUGCAGUAUCAGCUCAGCUGGAUAGAUCAGGGGAGCAGCAGGUGGCGAGCAUGCCUGAACUACCAUGUGGACACCUGGGGCCGGCAAGUUGGCUGCCGCGUGGACGGCAUCUCCCAGUACUGCCCGGAGCUCUGGGUGCAUGUGUUUGGUCAGACCCGGGCCUCCAGGAUUCCCUGCAGCUCCAAGGUCCUGACCUUUUCCAGCCUGGAGCUACUGAGGCCACCCAACAUCACCACCAGGUGCAACGAAACACACUCACAGCUGCACUGGGAGACGCAGAGCCACUUCAACUGCAGCUUCCGGUACACACUGCACAUUCAGAAGGCCCUGGAACCUCCAAUGAAGGACAUCGUCCUGCAAGACACAAACUCGUUCACGCUGCUGCAUCGCGGUGCAUUCAUGGUGAAGAUCAAGGUGGAAGAAGUCCUCUCAGAGGCCAGCAGUGACUGGAGCGAGCCACAACACUUCGCAUGUGACUCUGAAGAGGAGAAAGCUUCGAGUGGCAUCUGGCGGACGUCUCUGCUAAUGGCACUGGGGACACUGCUGGCCCUGCUGCUGGCCGUGCUGCUGUGCAGGCGGUUCUCGGUGAUACAAAGAGUCUUCCCCCCAAUCCCCCGCAUGAGGGACCCCACACGAGGCCACGGGCAGCACGAAGAGCUGGUGGUAUGGGACCUGGGCCCCAGUGGCCAGGAGGACUGUCCUGUGGCCCAGCUGCAGGUGCAGGAAGAACCAUGAAGUGGCUGUCCUGAGUCUCCUCUGUUGCACAUGUGCUGUGCCCCCUUCUCGCCUGCCUGCUCAGAGCCACGCUUGCAAGCCCUCCUCGGGGAUGCCAGUCGAUCCACACCUGCAGGCUCUUCACCAACCGCCCAUGCUCGGCUUGGGGAUGGGCUAUGGGGAGACCUCAGCAGGUGCAGGGGAACUUGGGGUGAAGCUGCAUACUUGUGACCCCAAGAUGCAUCUGGAGCAUCUGGACCCCAAUGCCCAAGGCAGUGGGCAGGUGGGAGGCCGGGUGGUGGUAAAGCCAGCUUCUGGGAAAAGGCCUUCCUGAGGGGGAAUUGGCUCAGACUUCCUGCCUCCCCGGCCUUGAUGCCGCUCUGGCUCCGACCCAGUUUCCUAAUGGCCCGAGUGUCUGGACCCUGGCAUCCACAAGGGAGGCCCGGCUGGAGCUCCAGCCCUGGCCAUCGUGACCAUCGGGGGGCGCGAACAAGUGGGUGGAAGAUCUC
This is a messenger RNA of Ochotona curzoniae (black-lipped pika), 2049 nucleotides long. RefSeq names its product interleukin 3 receptor subunit alpha (gene IL3RA). The record is from RefSeq and is a predicted model, not a curated record. Gene Ontology annotation, molecular function: protein binding; cytokine receptor activity. The transcript has 12 exons. Lineage: Eukaryota; Metazoa; Chordata; Mammalia; Lagomorpha; Ochotonidae. The coding region runs from base 404 to 1561 and encodes 385 amino acids. Gene Ontology annotation, cellular component: membrane.